Messenger RNA from Antrostomus carolinensis (chuck-will's-widow), 1372 nucleotides. RefSeq names its product zDHHC palmitoyltransferase 7 (gene ZDHHC7). Lineage: Eukaryota; Metazoa; Chordata; Aves; Caprimulgiformes; Caprimulgidae. The record is from RefSeq and is a predicted model, not a curated record. The coding region runs from base 106 to 1023 and encodes 305 amino acids. Gene Ontology annotation, molecular function: palmitoyltransferase activity. The transcript is spliced from 7 exons.
AGAUUACAGCAGAUAUGACUAUGUGAAUAGCCUAGGAUAGCCCAAAGGAAGGACAUGAUGUCAGAAUAACAUACAAAACAUUUGUGAGGGUAAGGCCAGAAAACCAUGCAGUCAUCAGGGCACAGAUUCCGUGAUGUUGAGCACCACCCGCUUCUGGCUGAAAAUGACACCUACGAUUCCUCUUCCUCAGAGGCUGACAUGGCAGAGAGGGUUUGGUUCAUCCGAGAUGGCUGCGGUAUGGUCUGUGCUAUAAUGACAUGGCUUCUGGUUGUCUAUGCAGACUUCGUAGUGACUUUUGUCAUGUUGCUGCCUUCCAAAGACUUUUGGUACUCUGUGAUCAACGGUGUUCUCUUUAACUGCUUGGCAGUGCUAGCUUUGUCAUCGCAUCUGAGAACUAUGCUAACUGAUCCAGGGGCUGUACCCAAAGGAAAUGCGACUAAAGAAUACAUGGAUAAUUUGCAACUGAAACCAGGAGAAGUGAUCUACAAAUGUCCAAAGUGCUGUAGUAUCAAACCUGAACGUGCACACCAUUGCAGUAUUUGCAAACGAUGUAUUCGAAAGAUGGAUCACCACUGCCCGUGGGUGAAUAACUGUGUGGGGGAGAAAAAUCAGAGAUUUUUUGUUCUGUUUACGAUGUAUAUAGCCCUAAUUUCAGCUCAUGCGCUCGUACUCUGUGGGUUUCAGUUUUUCUCCUGUGUCCGAGGGCAGUGGACUGAAUGCAGUGACUUUUCCCCACCUGUAACUGUGAUCCUGAUGAUCUUCUUGUGCCUUGAGGGUUUUCUGUUUCUAACUUUCACUGCAGUCAUGUUUGGCACCCAAAUCCACUCAAUAUGCAAUGAUGAAACGGAGAUUGAAAGACUGAAGAGUGAAAAGCCAACGUGGGAGCGGAGACUACGUUGGGAAGGAAUGAAAUCUGUUUUUGGGGGUCAGCCUUCACUCCUGUGGAUCAAUCCUUUUGCAGGAUUUCGAAUCAGGCGACUUUUACUGAGAGCAAAGAAAGGAGGACCUGAGUUUUCUGUUUGAGUCUAAUUAUGCUGGAACUUGCAAGAAUACUAUAUAAUAUUUAUUUGGGGCCAGAGAAGGCUGUCUGCAUAUAAUCUGUGACCAGGUGAAACUGAUACCAGACAUUUGCUUGUAGCAAGCAGAGUUUUAUACGUUUAUCGUCACAGACAUCUCAUUAACUUUCAGAGACGCGAACUGGAUCUGUAAUGGUCUUAACGGCAAGAUAACAAAGGAAAAGCACGUGGUCGCACUAAAGAAGCCAAAUGUUGUCAUGCUACUGUAAUUUAUUUUAUGAGAUUAAUUAUCCUUUUUUGUUAAACCCUUUUUAUUUGAUAAAAGUUUGGGGAAUUACCUGUGUGUUUUUAUAAAA